Molecule: messenger RNA, 521 nt
Organism: Drosophila simulans
Lineage: Eukaryota; Metazoa; Arthropoda; Insecta; Diptera; Drosophilidae
Product: platelet glycoprotein Ib alpha chain-like
Source: RefSeq, a predicted model, not a curated record
AUGGUUUGUCUCAUCUGGACAAGGUACUGGAUUCCGAAGCUGCGGAUCCUGAUCAAAAGGGUGUCCUCGACCUGCAAGAUCCGAUCGCAGAUAAAUAUGUUCUUCGCCAUCGUGGCCUUUGUUUCGUCUGCCUGGGCACAGACAGGUCCUGCCACUUCUCCGCCUACUGAUCCGACUACUCCUCCGGCCACUGAUCAGACCACUCCUCCGACCUCUGAUCCUGCCACUCCUCCCACUAAUCCCGCCACGCCCACUACUCCAACUUCUCCCACUUCGCCCUCGGAAUCCGCGCCACCCACCACCGUGGCUUCCACCUCCAAGAAACCGAGUGGGAAGAAGAAGACCGUAGUCCACCACAAAAGUAAGAUCCGCAAGUCGGGCAGACACCGCACGAUCCGCCACUCACGAGGAUGCAAGGAAUCCCCAUAACAGAUUUGGCCAGGCAUGUCUUAACAUGCUCCCCUGCUCUUCAUUUCCUAUUAUUCUUAUUCCUCCCCUCAAUGAUUAAAUGACGCUUUAUG